Molecule: messenger RNA, 5909 nt
Organism: Erinaceus europaeus (western European hedgehog)
Lineage: Eukaryota; Metazoa; Chordata; Mammalia; Eulipotyphla; Erinaceidae
Gene: PHLDB1
Product: pleckstrin homology like domain family B member 1
Exons: 27
Coding region: 46-4719 (1557 amino acids)
Biological process (GO): regulation of microtubule cytoskeleton organization
Cellular component (GO): basal cortex
Molecular function (GO): protein binding
Source: RefSeq, a predicted model, not a curated record
CUCGGCGGGGCCCCCGGCUCCCAGGAGCUCUGGAGCCCCAGGACCAUGAAUACUCUCAACAGGAACCAAAAGGGACCCUUGGACCUGAUUGAGACAGGUAAAGGGUUGAAAGUGCAGACGGACAAACCCCAUCUGGUUAGCCUUGGCAGUGGGCGACUCAGCACAGCUAUCACUCUCUUGCCGCUGGAGGAAGGGAGGACAGUGAUUGGCUCUGCAGCCAAGGACAUCUCCCUGCAGGGCCCAGGCCUGGCCCCUGAGCACUGCUAUAUCGAGAAUGUGCGGGGCACCCUCACCCUCUACCCAUGUGGCAAUGUCUGCACUGUUGAUGGGCUUCCUGUCAGGCAGCCCACCCGGCUCACUCAGGGUUGUAUGUUGUGCCUGGGCCAGUCCACCUUCCUACGCUUUAACCACCCAGCUGAAGCCAAGUGGAUGAAGAGCAUGAUCCCAGCAGGGGGCCGGGCCCCCGGGCCCCCCUUCAGUCCUGGCCCUGCAGAGUCAGAAAGCCUGGUGAAUGGGAACCAUACCCCACAGCCUGCAACCCGGGGACCCUCAGCCUGUGCCAGCCACAGUUCCCUUGUGAGCUCCAUUGAAAAGGACCUGCAGGAAAUCAUGGACUCACUGGUGCUAGAGGAGUCUGGAGCUGCUGCCAAAAAACCUGCUGCGACUUCCCCCCUGUCUCCAAUGGCCAAUGGUGGACGCUACCUGCUAUCUCCCCCAACCAGCCCAGGUGCCAUGUCUGUGGGCUCCAGCUAUGAGAACACCUCUCCAGCUUUCUCUCCACUCUCCUCACCAGCCAGCAGUGGAAGCUGUGCCAGCCACUCGCCAAGCGGACAGGAGCCAGCACCUUCCAUGCCCCCGCUGGUGCCUGCCCGUUCCUCCAGCUACCAUUUGGCUCUGCAGCCCCCACAGUCCCGACCAAGUGGUGCCCGCUCCUCUGAGAGCCCUCUGUUGGGCAAGAAGGGGUGUCUUGAGAGACCUUCCAGCCCUGGCCUCCGUGGUCUGCUGACAGACAGUCCUGCAGCCACUGUGUUGGCAGAGGCCCGUAGAGCCACUGAAAGCCCCCGGUUGGGUGGGCAGUUGCCUGUGGUAGCUAUCAGCCUGAGUGAAUAUCCUGCUUCCAGUGCCCACACUCAACCCACUAGCAUUCCUGGGAGCCCUAAAUUACAACCUCCGGUCCCCGCUCCCCGAAACAAGAUCGGCACACUCCAGGACCGUCCUCCCAGCCCUUUCCAUGAACUGUCAGGCAGCGAUCGAGGGUUGACAACCAGCCCUUCACGCCAGCUGGUGGGCCGAACAUUUUCAGAUGGGUCAGUCACUCGAACCCUGCAGCCUCCUGAGAGCCCACGCCUAGGCCGACGGGGUUUGGACAGCAUGCGAGAACUCCCUCCCUUGAGCCCAUCUCUGUCCCGACGGGCUCUGUCUCCCAUGCCAUCCCGGACCACUCCAGAUCCCAAGCUAACCAGGGAAGUGGCAGAAAGUCCCAGACCCCGGCGCUGGGCAGCUCAUGGGACUUCACCAGAGGACUUCUCCCUGACACUGGGGGCCCGGGGCCGUAGGACACGGAGCCCUUCACCAACACUUGGGGAGUCUUUAGCACCCCGUAAAAGUAGUUUCAGUGGUAGGUUGAGCCCCGCCUACAGCCUGGGCUCUCUGACUGGGCCUUCACCCCGUCAGAGCCCCCGUGCCCAGAGGAAGCUCUCGAGUGGGGACUUGAGGGUGCCUGUCACUCGAGAGAGGAAAAAUAGCAUCACAGAGAUCAGUGACAAUGAGGACGAUCUUCUGGAGUACCACCGGCGGCAGCGCCAGGAGAGGCUUCGGGAGCAGGAAAUGGAGAGGCUGGAACGCCAGCGCCUAGAGACCAUCCUGAACCUUUGUGCUGAGUAUAGUCGGGCGGACGGUGGACCCGAGGCUGGGGAACUACCCAGCAUCGGAGAAGCCACUGCAGCACUGGCGCUGGCAGGCCGGAGGCCCUCCCGAAGCCUUUCGGGGGCCACAGGGCGGAACGAGGACUCUGGAAGUGCCACCCAACGCCUGUGGGAGAGUUUGGAACGCUCUGAUGAGGAAAACCUCAAGGAAGAAUGCAGUAGCACUGAGAGCACCCAGCAGGAGCAUGAAGAUGCACCGAGCAUCAAGCUCCAGGGAGAGGCACUGGCUUUGGAAGAAGAGAGAGUUCAGGCGCUGGGGAGAGUGGAGCAGCUCAAGGUCCGAGUGAAGGAACUGGAACAGCAGUUGCAGGAAUCAGCUCGAGAGUGUUGCCCCCAGGCUGAAAUGGAGCGGGCCCUGCUACAGGGGGAGAGGGAUGCAGAGCGAAUGCUGCUGCAGAAAGAGCAGAAGGCACUGGACCAGCUGCAGGAAAAGCUGGUGACCUUGGAGACGGGCAUCCAGAAGGAGAGGGACAAGGAGAGGGCGGAGCUGGCCGCAGGACGGAGGCACCUGGAGGCCCGCCAGGCGCUCUACGCCGAGCUCCAGACACAGCUCGAUAACUGCCCCGAGUCAGUACGGGAACAGUUACAGGAGCAGCUGAGAAGGGAGGCUGAGGCCCUGGAGACUGAGACAAAGCUCUUUGAGGACUUGGAGUUCCAGCAAUUGGAGCGGGAGAGCCGCCUGGAAGAGGAGCGAGAGCUGGCGGGUCAGGGACUGCUCCGGAGCAAAGCGGAGCUGCUCCGAAGCAUCUCCAAGAGGAAGGAGCGCCUGGCUGUCCUGGACAAUCAGGCUGGGCAGAUACGGGCCCAAGCUGUGCAAGAUUCUGAGCGUCUGGCCAGAGACAAGAAUGCUUCUCUGCAGCUGCUGCAAAAGGAGAAGGAGAAGCUGACAAUGUUGGAAAGAAGAUACCACUCGAUCACAGGGGGCAGGCCUUUCCCGAAGACCCCACCAACACUCAAGGAGGCUGAACUGCUCAUCUCUGAGUCCUCAGAGGUGGGGCUGGGGACUGUGACUCUGGCCCCACUCCUGGGGUCUUCUCAGGCUGAGGCCUCCUCUAUCCCCUUAACCUCACCUGCUUCCACUGAGCUCUACCCCAAAGCUCAAGAGGAAUAUUUGAGCCUGGCUGAGGCCAUCCAGCUGUGCUCCCGCUUGGAUCCUUACGCUUCUGCCACCUCCCCCAGCGCACUCACCCAGCCCUUUCCUGACAGUGAGUACGUGACGCUUGAGCAGCUAAAGGCCAUGUGGGGCUCCUCGCCUGCACCCGCAGCCCCUGCACCAGGCCUGCCUGUCUGGGCCUCUACCUCUCGGGACCUGGUUCCCACCACCCGCCUUCCUACCGUGCUGCCCUCUUCCUCCUCCUUCGCUUCUGUCACGCCUUCACCCAAGAUGGAGAAGCUGCUACUCCCUGCUGUAGACUUAGAACAGUGGUACCAGGAACUGAUGGCCGGGCUGGGGACUGGCCCUGGUGCAGCUUCCCCUCGCUGCUCCCCCCCACCUCUACCUGCCAAAGCUUCCCGUCAGCUGCAGGUUUACCGUUCCAAGGUGGAUGGUGAGGCCACUAGCCCCCUGCCCCGGACCCGCAGCGGGCCCCUACCCUCUUCUUCGGGCUCUUCCUCCUCCUCUUCCCAGCUCAGUGUGGCGACCCUGGGUCGGAGUCCCUCCCCAAAGAGCACUCUACUUCCCCAGAAUUGCACCGGCAGCCUACCCCGCAACCUGGCUGCCACACUACAGGACAUUGAGGCCAAACGCCAACUGGCCCUGCAACAGAAGGUCGAGUCGGUUCCCGCCGAGCCCCUCCCAACCGACGACCCAGCAGGACAGCAGGUGAUUGAGGAGCAGCGGCGGCGACUGGCGGAGUUGAAACAGAAAGCAGCAGCUGAGGCACAGUGCCAGUGGGAUGCCCUGCAUGGUGCAGCUCCCUUCUCAGCAGGCCCCUCAGGCUUCCCUCCACUUAUGCACCACUCCAUCCUGCACCACCUACCCGCUGGGCGGGAGCGUGGGGAGGAGGGUGAGCAUGCCUAUGACACACUGAGCCUGGAGAGCUCUGACAGCAUGGAGACCAGCAUCUCCACAGGGGCCCAUUCAGCCUGCUCCCCUGACAACAUGUCCAGCACCAGUGGCCUGGAUGGGGGCAAGAUCGAGGAGAUGGAGAAGAUGCUGAAAGAAGCCCAUGCGGAAAAGAGCCGGCUCAUGGAAUCCAGGGAGCGUGAAAUAGAGCUGCGGAGACAAGCUCUGGAAGAAGAGCGCAGGAGGCGGGAGCAGGUGGAACGGAGGCUGCAGAGCGAGAGUGCCAGGAGGCAGCAACUGGUGGAGAAGGAGGUCAAGAUGCGGGAGAAGCAAUUUUCCCAGGCACGACCCCUGACCCGCUACCUGCCAAUCCGGAAGGAGGACUUCGAUCUGAAGACCCACAUUGAGUCAUCAGGCCACGGGGUUGAUACCUGUCUGCAUGUGGUGCUCAGCAGCAAGGUCUGCCGAGGCUACUUGGUCAAGAUGGGCGGCAAGAUCAAAUCGUGGAAGAAGCGCUGGUUUGUCUUCGACCGGCUCAAGCGCACCCUUUCCUAUUAUGUGGAUAAACAUGAGACAAAGCUGAAGGGGGUGAUAUAUUUCCAGGCCAUCGAAGAGGUAUAUUAUGACCACCUGCGCAGUGCAGCCAAGAGUCCAAACCCAGCCCUCACCUUCUGCGUGAAGACCCACGAUCGACUAUACUACAUGGUGGCACCCUCUGCAGAAGCCAUGCGCAUCUGGAUGGACGUCAUUGUCACCGGGGCCGAGGGCUAUACUCAGUUCAUGAACUGACCUGUGUGGCCACUUGGACCCACAGCCUGUCCACCUGCUGCUCUCCUCAGCCCUGGAGAUUGACUCACACCCAGGCACACCCCCUAGUAGCCAUCGAAUGGCAGAGCACGCCUGGGGCUUUUGUACAAGACUUUGUAAUGUUCUGUAAGGAGCUCCAUCCUGUGAGUUUCUGAAUUCAAGCCCCUUAAGAACCAGCCAGGAAAUGAAAGGUGGGAAGGGGGCUUUGCUGCCUCCUGGGAGUCCAGAACUUACAUAAUCCUUCCAGCUUGGUGGGCCAGGGUUGGGGCCUUCAGUUCUGAUGUUGUGCCUGUGCUCCCCAGCCCAUUCUCAUUUGUAAAGGUCAAGUUAUGGUACCAGAAUCUGCCAAAGAUCCCCUCUCGCCUCAGUCCCCUUUGCAGAGGCUUGGGGGUUAGCAGAGUAACAUCUAGAGUGGGGUGACAGCUCAGGCAGUGUACUUCUCAAACCUCACUCUCCCUUGUUCUUUCCCCAUGUUUAUAUUUUGCUUCAGGGCUAGAGACCUUGAGUGUCACCCUUGAGGCCCCAUCCUUAACCCCUUGUUGCAGCUCCAGCACCAUGGUCACUAUGCGUCUCACCAUGGUCACACACUAACUGCCAUGGCUUGGCCCACCACCUUAGCCAUGGGCCCUGCUAAGGGAAUGUGCCAUCAUCUCUCCAGCCCAGGUUCUUGGGCAACUCACCCUAGGGGGAAAGGACAGAAUACCUUCUCCCUGCCCCCCUCCCCUGCAGGUAUCUCCAGGACCAGCCUGCUCGCCUCCCAAUCCAGUCCUCUCCCUUCCACUUGUGCCUUUAUUAGACCCAGAAGGGAUGAAGCCCAAGGAUCUAGAGACCAGGGGAGGAAGAGGGAGGACCCUCUUUUGGAGCCUCUGUCAGGCAGCUGAUCAUGUGCUCCUUGAGGAACUGCCUGAGCAGGGGAGGAAGCAGCAGAGGAGGGACCUGCAGUCCACUGCCCUCCUUCCAGCCUUUUCUUAGGGCAAUGAAAAUGGAGAGCAGAAGCAGGCCUCCCAUCAGCUGGCCUCAACACUAAGCCCUUUGCGCCUUAACACUAAGCCCCGCUCCCUCCCCUCCUUCCCAGCACCAGGCCCAUUGCUACUGGGCCUGGGCUGGGUGUUUUUCAGUAUUUGUAAGUGUCUCAGUAAAACAAUAAAGCAUUUGGAGUAUGUUUAAAAGGC